Ictalurus furcatus (blue catfish) is the source of this 8661-nucleotide messenger RNA. RefSeq names its product ADAM metallopeptidase domain 22 (gene adam22). Bases 2223 to 5135 code for a protein of 970 amino acids. Gene Ontology annotation, cellular component: postsynaptic density membrane. The record is from RefSeq and is a predicted model, not a curated record. The transcript has 33 exons. Gene Ontology annotation, biological process: proteolysis. Gene Ontology annotation, molecular function: metalloendopeptidase activity. Lineage: Eukaryota; Metazoa; Chordata; Actinopteri; Siluriformes; Ictaluridae.
UAAUAAGAAAUUUACUAGAUGUAAAUGAGUGAGCACACAAAAUAAAUCACCAUCAAACUCCUCUAUUUAUAACAUCAGACCUGAAUCCGGUUUAUAUUUCAGCCAAUAUUUCAUUGACCUUAAUCGUGGUUUUUUUUUUGUUUGUUUGUUUGUUUUUUUGUCCAUGAUCUUCUGUUAUAAAUCUCUAUAGGUUAAAUUUAAAAAAGAAAACCACAAGAGCCAUUUUUUAUGGCUGUCACAAAAUUUUGUCAAUAGCGUAGGUCUCAGAGCUCAUCUGUGAUAUGACUUUUUAUUUGCUCUUUUUGUUUUUGUUUAAUUCCCCUGCAAAGUAAUUCUGUUUAAAUGCAAGAUGUAAGUUUCAUUGUUUAACUAUUAAUUUAAGGAAUCCUUGUGAGAGUCACAGUGGGUCUGGAGCCUAUCCUAGGAGCAAAGAGUGGGACGCCAGUGAAUCUCAGGGCACCACACACACAUAUUCACUUACACUUAGGGGCAAUUAAGGAUCUACCACCUGAUCCACCUACUGUCAUGUGUUUUGGAAAUGGGAGGGAACCCAUACAGGUGCCAGAUGGGCUGGUUUGAGUGUUUCAGAAACUGCUGAUCUCCUGGGAUUUUCAUACACUCAACAGUUUCUAAAGUUUUCACACAAAAAAAGAAAACGUCCAGUGAAAAUGCAGGCACAAAUGUGCUGAGAGCGGUCAGAAGAGAAUAGUUAAACUGGUUUGAGCUGAUAGGAAGGCUUCUGUAACUCACAUCAGCACUCUUUGCAACCGUGGUUAGCAGAAAAGCAUCUCAAAACAUCAAACCUUGUGGCUGAUGUCCUACAAAAGCCUAGAUCAGGUCCUACUCCUGGCAUCCAAAAACAGGAAUCUGAGGCUACAAUGGGCGGAGGUUUACCAAAACGAAUAGCUGAACACUGUAAAUAGACCAGCAAACCGGUGGUGAUACUGGCAAGGAAAAACUCCCUAAGAUGUUUAGAGGAAGAAACCUUGAGAGGAACCAGACUCAGAAGGGAACCCGUCCUCAUCUGGGUAACAACACAUAGUGUGAAAAAGUUCAUUAUGGUUUUACAUGAAGUCUGUUUGGCUUUAGAAGCAGCCGUAGUCCCAGCAAUCUGGAAUUGGAGUAGAUGAGAGCUCCAUCCAGAGGAAGGACAUCCAAAACGGAUCAGGCAGGUCCGACACAUGUCUUUAGACUGGGGAGGAAACGGCAGUACCCGGAGGAAACCCCCCAAGCACGGGGAUCACAUGCAAGCUCCGUGCACACAGGGCGGACGCAGGAUUCAAGCCCCUGACCCUGGAGGUCUGAGACAAACGUGCUAACCACUAAGCCACCGUACCUUCCGUAGUAUUAUUAUAAAUCCGUAAUAUUACAAAUAUUAUAUACAUUAAUAGUUAAAAAAAACAGCAUUGACAUUUAUCAUAUCCAGAACAUUACUAAAGUUUUAGUAUAAGAUUUAGGAUGUGUCUAAGUGCCAAAGGCAUGUCCUGAGUAUUUAAGCAUGAGGUGAAAAAAUGGUGGAGGACAGCAGCUAAUUAUAUAGAUGAUAGAUAGUUUAUGUACUGUAGAUGAACAAAUAUAUAGAUUAACUUGUAUAUUUACAGAAUAUCGGAUUUGUUUAUUGGUGCAGAAUGAACUGCUUUAUUUACAGCUCUGAUGAAGUCUGUGCGAAUUUAAACAGUUGGGGUCACAGCUGGGUGCAAAAGCUUAUUUCCACAAGCCACUGUUGCGUAAUGCUCGUGUUGGUGGCGUCCCGGGCGGUCACGUGGUCUGCUCUGCGCACACGGUAGCGGCAGGUGGGGGACAAGGCUGCGAGCCGCUCGCGCUUUUACACUACACUACACUACACUACCCGUCAUCCCGCGCGCCGCUCCGUAUUUUCUCCUCAUGUAUAUUCAUACGGCAUUUCUGCAGUGAGGCGGCUCGGUAACAGCCUACUGACGUCUCUCAGGAGGAGGUGGUUCCGGUGAAGGAAGCUGAAAUUCGCCUCGACUCUACAGCGCGCCGUCCAGCUACAGCGCGCGAUGCGGAGGCUGCGCCAGCGUCGCUAAUGGCAACCAGCGCGAGAGAGCGCGUCGGCCAGACGAACGGAGCGCGCGGGGGGACGCGUGUGAGCCGCCUUUGUCUUUAACCAAACGAAAAGGGGGACACAGUGAAAAUAAACAAACGAGAAACAAACAGAAGCGACCAGGGUUUGGCUUCACGUCGCUCCUGAGGAUUUGGUGAUGAUGGCCGCGAGACUGGGGCUUUGGCUUGUGUGUGUGUGCGGAGCGCUGUGUGUUAGCGCGCGACAUUCCACCAAUGGAGGCGUCUUGGGGAAAACGAGGGCCUUGCGUGAUGAGAGCAGGUUCCUCGGGAAAGAAAGCACGGUACCGGUCCGGUUGGUUUAUCGCACGGAUAACGGACAGACCGCGCAUGACGUCCUGAGCACACGGGUGCGCGCGAACCCCGGCGCCGACCAGAAGAAUCAUUUGGCCCAAGCCAGUUUCCAGGUGAAAGCUUUCGACCAGACUUUCAUCCUAGACAUGGAAUUGAAUCAUGACCUGCUGUCGUCAAAGUAUGUGGAGAGGCAUAUAUCAGAGGACGGGAAAUCAUUCAUCAUUAAAGGUGGGGAGCACUGUUACUACCACGGAACGGUACGAGAUAUUCCCAAGUCCUUUGUGGCGCUGUCCACUUGCCAUGGAAUGCACGGGAUGUUUUUUGAUGGAAAUCACACGUACCUGAUAGAACCGGAUGAAGAGAGCAAGGAGAAUGAGCACGUCCAAGUGCACAUGAUCUAUAAAUCUCCAGGCCUCCAGCCUCCAGGGGAUUACGUCCCACCUCUUGAUCUUGCAGAGUCGCCGUUCCAGAGUCCUCCACUCUUCACCGGAGCAGCACACAGGAGAAAAAAGAGAGAAGUGUUGCAAAGUUCCCACAGUGUCGAGGAUGAGACUAAAUAUAUCGAGCUGAUGGUUAUCAAUGACCACCUGAUGUACAAGAAGCAUCGGCUGUCAGUUGGCCAGACGAACAACUACGCCAAGUCUGUAGUGAACAUGGCAGAUUUUAUUUUCAAGGAGCAGCUGAACACCCGUAUUGUUCUGGUUGCCAUGGAGACCUGGGCGGCGGACAACAGGUUCAACAUAAAUGAUGACCCGAUGAUCACGCUGCGGGAGUUCAUGAAGUACAGACGCGACUUCAUUAAGGAGAAGAGCGACUCUGUCCAUCUGUUCUCGGGCAACCGUUUCCAUAGCAGCUGGGGUGGAGCCUCGUAUAUGGGAGGGGUGUGUUCACUGACUAAAGGGGGAGGGGUUAAUGAGUAUGGAAAAACAGAAGAAAUGGCCAUCACGCUGGCACAGUCGCUGGGACAGAACAUUGGCAUUUUCUCCGAUAAGAAAAGAAUACUAAAUGGGGAAUGCAAGUGCGAUGAUAAAUGGUCCGGCUGUAUAAUGGAUGAUGUUGGCUUUUAUCUGCCCAAGAGAUUCUCUGACUGUAACGUAGAGGAGUACCACAAUUUCCUGUACAGUGGCGGCGGAUCGUGUCUCUUCAACAAACCCUCCAAGCUUUUGGACCCUCCAGAGUGUGGGAACGGUUUUGUGGAGCUGGGAGAGGAGUGCGACUGUGGAACUCCAGCGGAGUGUACUAUAGAAGGAGAGAAUUGCUGUAAGAAGUGCACUCUGACUCAGGGCUCUAAAUGCAGUAAUGGGCUCUGUUGCAAUAACUGUCAGAUGGAGUUUAUGGGUGUGAUCUGCAGAGACGCUGUCAACGACUGUGAUAUACCAGAAAACUGCACUGGGAACUCCAGCCAGUGUCCUACAAACGUACACAAAAUGGACGGCUACACUUGCGAAAAAGAUCAGGGGCGGUGCUUUAAUGGACGAUGCAAAACUAAAGACAGGCAGUGCAAGUACAUCUGGGGAGAGAAGGCGACGUCUGCAGAUAAGUUCUGUUAUGAGAAGCUAAACAUCGAGGGGACUGAGAAAGGGAACUGUGGGAGGGACAAGGACACCUGGGUCCAGUGUAAAAAGCAGGAUGUGCAGUGUGGAUACCUGCUGUGCUCAAACAUCUCACCUGCACCUAGACUGGGAGAGCUGCAGGGAGGCCUGACCUCAUUUUCUGUGGCCCAACAUAGUGCUUCACUAGACUGCAGUGGAGGACAUGUGAUGAUUGACGGAGACACUGAUCUGGGGUAUGUGGAGGACGGCACGGCGUGCGGCACUGACCGUAUCUGCUUCAACCACAAAUGCCUUCCAGUUCAGGAUUUCAACUUCAGCACCUGCCCCGGGACCACCGACAAGGUCAUCUGCUCCGGACACGGGGUGUGCAGCAAUGAACUGAAGUGUGUGUGUCACCUGGGCUGGGCAGGCGAAGACUGUAACUCCUCUUCACCACUCAGCUACCUGGUGGUGGGACCUACAGCGACAUCAUCAGGCAUCAUCAGUACCAACAUCAUCAUCGGUGCCAUUGCAGGAUCUAUUCUCGUUCUGGCUCUUAUACUAGCCAUAUCUGCCUGGGGCUACAAGAACUACAGACAGCGGCAAUUUGAAGAAUCUGAAGUGCAUCGAAGAUUCUGUCGACAAAUGCCACCGGGUGAUUACGUAAAGAAGCCGGGCGACGCCGACUCGUUCUACAGCGACGUGCCGCAGGGCGUGAGCUCCAACUCAGGCAGCAGCUCCAAGAAGAGGUCUGCUUACCUGUCUCACCUGCAGAUCUACACCUCCAUCCCUUCCAUCAGCCAAAACAUCUCACUGUUCGGCUUCAGGUCCAACGGCUUGUCCCAUUCCUGGAGCGAGAGAAUCCCAGACGCCAAGCACAUUUCUGAUAUCUGUGAAAACGGACGGCCCAGGAGCAACUCGUGGCAAGGGAAUAUUAGCGGCAACCGGAAGAAGCCGAAAGGAAAGAAGUUCCGUCCUCGUUCCAACUCCACAGAGUAUUUAACCCCUUGCUCCAAAACAGACUAUUAUGUAACUGAAUGGGUGGAAGAUGUGAAUAAAAACACUGAGGGACCCUAUAUUAGGACGCUGUCUCCUGCCAAGUCCCCAACCUCGUCCACGGGCUCAAUCGCCUCGAGCCGAAGGUACCCGUACCCGAUGCCACCGCUACCGGACGAGGAGAGGAAGGCCAACAGACAGAGCGCCAGGCUGUGGGAGACAUCAAUAUAGAGAGGCUCCUUGCGAUCACUCUGCAAAAUCUCCGUCAGGACUACACAUUCCUCCGCUUUUAUACAAAUGAGAAAAAUAAACCCCACAAAACGAAUGAAUUCGAACAGAAGAAUUGAAGUCCUCUAGGAUUAGCGGGUCCACCGGAGCGCGCUGGGACGAAGAGCACGGCCGUCAUCCUCUCAUCAUUGCAGUCGACCAUAAUGAAACAGAGGGACCGGCUUGUUGUCAAAGGUCAAAACCAGGCACCGCUGCAGUCAGUUACCCAUCCAAACGAGGCAGGGGAUAUCAGACUGCUAAUCUCGCCUCCUUUAUCCUGCCCUGCCUCCCUUUUUUGGGCCAAACAAUGGCCUGUCCCUCCCUCCCUCCCUCCCCCUUGUCCAGCACCAAUAAUGUCUUGUGAUUGGUGUCCUUGUUGCCAUGUUGAGAGAAGGUCAUCCAAAAAACCUGCUGGAUGUUAACAUGUUUUUCCGAAAGCACGUAGAAACUUUCCACUGUAUGCAUGAGAAUACAUGUUUAUCAACUCCUUGUAGUGCUAAAGACGACGACGAAAAACGAAUAUUUUAACAAGCAGGCUAGGGGACAGCAUGUCUCAGAGGGAAUUUCUGUAGGCUGGUAAGAUUUCAUUCUUUAGGCUUCUCUAUUCACACAGUGUAUCAACGCUAACGCUAGCGAACACAUCCAGCCUUGCCAUACACGCUCUCUUGUUUCCUCACACGUGUAAAUAUGUAUAGCUUGACGACAGUGAAAUGUGUGAUUGUUUUUUUAUGCUUUGCUUUUUCUUAUCGCGCUUUUUUUUUUUGGUUACUCAGUAGGGUUUAGAAGAAACAUCCGCCUUUUCUUGUUUGUACGUUCACUUUGAAUCGUCUGUAUAUCAGCCUUUCUUGUUAUUCAUGAGUUUUGAUUCAUCUGUGUAUUACCUGAAUCCGUAAAUGAGCCUUUUUUUUUUUUUUUAAUCCAUUGAGUUUUGAAACAUAUCUGAUGCUCUCUGUAAGAAUGAGGACGGCUCAUAGUGCUGGAGAAGUCACCGUUGACUUUUUGAUGCUUCCUGCUGACGGAAACAGCUGUAUAUUUGUUCGUUUCUUUUCCGACGAUACAGAACGAUGUUAUAAUCGGCCUUUGUCCGACGUACAGCCGUGAUCGUUUUCCGUAAGCCGUUGAAGUUUUCAGUGUUUCAAUGUUGAGUGAAGUGUCAAGGGAUGCGACACUAAAAGUCAACCACGUUAGCUGGGUUUUUUUUUUUUUUGUCCUUUUUAAAUCCUUUAGAAAUAUUUGGAACAAUUUAAAGCAACAGUCUAUAAACUACAGAUCAUCUACCACCUCCUUGUAGAAUAAAUCGCAUAUAAUCUUAGUCUUACUGAUCGUUUUGGGAUGUUUAGGCAAGUCCAUGUGAUUUUAUUCCCAUUAAGUUUGUGAAAACAUCACCUACGACCAUGAAAGCAGAUCUGUAACUGAGGCCACAGCGUAGCUCGUUCGGAAACGAUGUUCGGCUAGAUUAGACGCACAAUAAGACGUAAAUGCCGAGCAAACGGACAUCAUGCGGUGGCUUCGCAUGGCAGCUGGCAGAACUUGGCAAACUUUGCCAACGAUGCAUGCCCAAGCUGAUUUGCUUCACAAUGGAUGACUCGGAGAAGUUUCAGUUAGGGAUGGGCGAUAUAGACUUAAAACCGUAUCACGAUAUUUCGUGGUAUUUUUGUGCGGUAACGAUAUGAAAAUAGUUCAAAACGUUCAACACUACCUUUAUGGCCACUCGGCAUACAGUCUUGAGAGCGAAGCAAACCAAACAUUGAUUCAAAACAAUAAAACUUUAAAAAAAUGAAGAAAAAAAAAAAAUCCUGACCAUGGUCAAACACUAAGCUAUACCGAUUAAAUAGGCUAAGAAAUAGAAUACGAGUUUUAUUCACAAAUUAAAAUUCCAGUGAAAAUGCAAACUCUCGCAGGAUUUAUAAUCUAACCCCAGGAAAAACAAAUGGAAACAAAUUUCUUCCGUAAAAGCGUAUAUAAUGUUUACAUAAUGCAAACUGAACAAGUCUUAAACUAUGCUUUAACAUUAAAACAGGAUAUAAACACAAUAAUGAUUCAAAUCAAGUGCAAGUUUGAAAUGGAAACAUCAAUUCUAUUUGAUUUUAUUUUUAACUACAUACUAGGGUUGGAACACCGCCUUGUUCACGUUCUACGUGAGAUGGCCACGUAACGGUGCAUAACCACGUCAUCGACUACAUCGUCAAUAUCGUAGGAUGACAAUUUCUUAUCAUUGUACCAGUAUAUCGUGGAUGAUACGAUAUGGCACAGCCCUAGUGUCAAUCAUCUUCUUAUAGUCAUGGAAAUCAUCAUUGUCAUUUGAAUAGCGCCACCUGCAGUACUGGAGUGCAGUAUGCGACAGCCAAUAAGAAACCAAGAAGCAACGGAUAUGCAAGCUUGUGUAGAUGGUUCUGUUUUUGCGCAACCCUAACAAACAUCGUUUCCACAUGAAUUACACGGAGGCCUUCAGGCUUCCUAAGGAAGAAGACUCAGUCAAUGUGCUCAGUAUUGUACAUCAUAAACUCUUACCCACCUCAUCUGUACAUAACCUUCAUGUUCAUUAAAUCCUGCGUUCUGUAUUCACAGGACAUGUUCACUGUUCAAUUCUCCUCCCAUCCUGACCAUCGAUUCACGCCGUAUCCACUCACAACCAUGUGUCCGACCCUUUCUUUUUCAUCCCUGUAUCCUCGUAUGUAAACAUUUAACCCAGACAGCAAUUUAAGUGCUUUACGAUCAUUACUAUUUCAGUAGGUCUUUGUGUACACUGAUACGGAUUAGCACAGAUUUUUAACGCUUUAUUUUGUGACCAAGCCUUUUUACGUCAUAACCGUCAUAAUUUCCUCUCUCUUAUACACAAACACACACACACACACACACUGUCUUUCUCAGCAUUAAAAAAAAAAGUGCAUGGCUCAAUGUGGUGUUGAUUGAUGAAGGCUGAAUCCAAAGGCACCUGAAAAAAAAACAAACAACACAUCUCAAGCAAUAGAUUCAGCCCUUUCAGCACUGUCCUCGUUUAACACAGCUGCCGUGUCAUCCGCUGCGAAUACGAAACACAUAACGAAUACGUACUGAAAGGAUUCUCAGAGCAAACACACUCUUGAAUGUAAUUUAAGCCUAUGAUUACAGCACAACUGCCGUCAACGACACGUCACCCUCCAGUGGCCAUGUAGGUCCACUAACUUUAUAUACACCAUGUCAGAGUGAGGCGCGUAAUCGGCCACGUUUCAGGGUUGUUUUCUUUGGAGAACGUAAAAAAAAGAAAAAAUCAUUUGUGAGAGGUCUGCACCUGCUUCAGGAGACGUCAUAAAUGCCUUAUGUUUGUCCGUUUCAUGAGGUCUUUUGUUUUUCGGACGCUAGUUCUCUACGAGGCUGUUUUCUUUCAUAGUAUGCUGUAUGUAAACUUAAUACAAACAAUCAGCGCCUAUGUUUUUUCUUACAGUUAUCAUUCAGUAUUGUAAUAUAUUUAAUACAAAAUAAACCUUUCAUUGACACGAUAUCCGUGUGA